CAUUUUCGUCUUAACCACUCUUCACUGUCCCAACUCCUAACGCAUAACGAAAGGGAAGAGCACAACGAAAUGGCGUCUCUUGGCCAAAUCACCCUCCCGUGCGCGCCGUCAUUGGAGAUUGGCUUCCUACGCCGUCGAUUUGAUCGACCGAUCAAAACCCGAGUCGGAUUCAACGGCCGGAUCGCGAGCGCAUUGACAAACGCCGGCGAACAAGCGGGAGUGUCGGUAAAACCGAGUGUGAGCGAGAAAGUGAUUGAAGAGGAGGCGAAACUUCUUGUGGGUACCUACGCGCGUGCUCCGGUGGUGUUCACCAGUGGUAAAGGUUGUAAAUUGUUCGACCCAGAAGGGAAAGAGUAUCUUGAUUGUGCCUCUGGAAUUGCUGUGAAUGCUCUUGGCCAUGGAGAUCCUGAUUGGCUUCAAGCCGUCACUGAGCAAGCUGCUGUUCUUGCCCAUGUCAGCAAUGUCUAUUACACCAUCCCUCAGAUAGAACUCGCAAAACGCCUUGUGGCAAGUUCUUUCGCAGACCGUGUCUUCUUUUGUAACUCUGGAACAGAAGCCAACGAAGCAGCAAUCAAGUUUUCAAGAAAGUUCCAGAGGUUCACCCACCCUGAAAACAAAGAAGUCGCGACAGGGUUCAUCGCAUUCACAAACAGUUUCCAUGGAAGAACCUUGGGAGCUCUUGCCUUGACAAGCAAAGAACAAUACAGAACUCCCUUUGAGCCCAUCAUGCCUGGUGUAACAUUCUUGGAAUACGGUAACAUUCAAGCCUCCACAGAUCUUAUCCGCUCGGGUAAAAUAGCUGCUGUGUUUGUGGAACCUAUUCAAGGAGAAGGCGGGAUUUACUCUGCUACAAAAGAGUUUCUCCAGUCUCUUCGCUCUGCUUGUGAUGCUGCUGGAUCUCUUCUUGUUUUCGAUGAGGUUCAGUGUGGUUUGGGUCGAACUGGUAACCUCUGGGCAUAUGAAGCAUUCGGCGUAACUCCAGACAUAAUGACGGUUGCAAAGCCUUUAGCCGGUGGUUUGCCAAUUGGAGCGGUGCUUGUGACUGAAAAAGUUGCUGAGACCAUAAGUUACGGAGAUCAUGGAAGCACAUUUGCUGGGAACCCUCUUGUGUGCAAUGCAGCCAUUGCUGUUGUUGAUAAAGUAUCGAAACCCUCUUUCUUGUCUAGUGUCUCAAGCAAAGGUCGAUACUUUAAGGACCUGUUGGGGAAGAAACUGGGAGGAAACUCGCACGUCAAGGAAGUGAGAGGAGAAGGGUUAAUCCUAGGAGUGGAGCUUGAUGUCCCGGCGAAUCCAUUGGUCGAUGCUUGCCGUGAUUCUGGUCUUCUGAUUUUGACGGCAGGGAAAGGGAAUGUCGUCAGGAUUGUUCCGCCGUUGAUCAUAUCGGAGGAGGAAAUCGAACGUGCGGUUGAGAUUAUUUCUCACAAUUUGACUGCGCUUGAUUGAAGAAGAUUGAAGUUGAGCACAAAAUAUGUAUGUUUUAACAAUCUUUUUACUUUCAUUAUUUAGCUCCAAAGUCUACCAUUAAUACUGCAUCUCACACUUAUUCACAAGAAACUUGACAAGAUGACAAAAUGUAAGGUGCACUAUAUUCAAAAUGUUUCAUUUGAAAGUCGACUAAAACCAA
Molecule: messenger RNA, 1624 nt
Organism: Eutrema salsugineum
Lineage: Eukaryota; Viridiplantae; Streptophyta; Magnoliopsida; Brassicales; Brassicaceae
Product: acetylornithine aminotransferase, chloroplastic/mitochondrial
Exons: 3
Coding region: 70-1443 (457 amino acids)
Biological process (GO): arginine metabolic process
Cellular component (GO): chloroplast stroma
Molecular function (GO): identical protein binding; pyridoxal phosphate binding; transaminase activity
Source: RefSeq, a predicted model, not a curated record